AUGCUCGAUCUCGUAAUAUUCUUGAGGGCUUCCUUCUUGCUGGCAGCCGUAGCUGCUCUUCUUGCACAUUGCAUUCCUUCUCUUCGCACUCGCUUUUUAGCAUAUGGUUCUCGUCAAAAUGGCCAACAGCCCAAGAAACUCACCGCCAACCCACUAGACGCACUUGCCACCUUCCAAGUGCCUCAUAGUUGGUUUGGUUCAUUCUACCUUGUGUCCACACUGUGUUCCUUCAUAUGGCUCUCUCAGAUCCUUCUUGAUCAAUCGCUCUGGCGCCGUCUGGCAUCCUUGACCGACAUCAAAAAGUCCAUGACUUUGGAUCAAAUCAUCGUCACAUGGGUACUGAUGCUCCUUCAAGGUGUUCGUCGUUUGUAUGAAUGUUUGGAAUUUACUAAGCCUUCCAAUGCUCGCAUGUGGAUCGGCCACUGGGCUUUGGGGGUGUGGUUUUAUGCUAGCAUGAGCGUAGCCGUCUGGAUCGAAGGAGCUCCAACUCUUGUUGAGAAAUCUUUCGACUUCUCACACUUGACCAUCGAGCCUCCAUCGCUCCGCACAUUUGUGGGUUGCUUGAUUUUCAUCCUUGCUUCUGGAAUCCAGCAUGACUGUCAUGCAUAUAUGGCAUCCUUGAAGAAGUACAGCGUGCCGGAGCAUCCCGUAUUCCAACGUCUGGUCUGCCCUCACUAUUUUGUCGAGUGCUUGAUCUACUUUGCCAUCUCGAUUGUUGCAGCGCCAGCUGGUGCCUUGCUCAAUUGGACUGUCGUUUGUGCUCUCGCUUUUGUGGCGGUGAAUCUUGGCGUGACGGCGGACGGGACCAGAGAGUGGUAUGUACAGAAAUUUGGGCCCGACAGCAUGAGCGGGAAGUGGAAGAUGGUCCCCUUUGUCUUUUGA
Molecule: messenger RNA, 882 nt
Organism: Aureobasidium namibiae CBS 147.97
Lineage: Eukaryota; Fungi; Ascomycota; Dothideomycetes; Dothideales; Saccotheciaceae
Exons: 3
Coding region: 1-882 (293 amino acids)
Biological process (GO): dolichol-linked oligosaccharide biosynthetic process; polyprenol catabolic process
Cellular component (GO): endoplasmic reticulum
Molecular function (GO): 3-oxo-5-alpha-steroid 4-dehydrogenase activity
Source: RefSeq, a predicted model, not a curated record